GCCUGAUGAAUCCAGGAAUUUUAGACGUCCCGUUUCAGUUGCAGAAAUAUGGUGCGGAGCACCGUAUCAAUCCUCAUAUUUUAUAAACCUGCAUAUAUCCUGUCUCCCUAUAAUCGUCACAUGACUCUCUCCUUCCUCUCCUUCCUCAUCCGAUCCGUGGGAGGUGCUAUGCUUCAUACCUGCACUAUGCUGUUCCAGUUCUUUCUCCCCUCUCAUCUCCUCCUCCUCCUCCCCUUCCUCUUCCUCCUCGUCCACUUCCUCCGCUGGACACAAUCCAGGAAGUCACCCACCCAUCUCCUACCCCCAUCUCCACCCACCCUACCGGUCAUUGGCAACCUCCACCAGCUCUCAGGCUCCCUCCCCCACCGCAUCCUCCAAGAACUCUCCGCCAAGUACGGUCCCGUCAUGCUCCUCCACCUCGGCAGCGUCCCUACCGUCAUCGUCUCCUCGCCGCCCGCCGCUGAAGAGGUGUUGAAGUCUCGCGACGUCGCCUUCGCCAGCCGCCCCCACACCACCGUGACCCACCGCCUUUUCUUCGGCAACCAGGACCUGAUCUUCGGCAAGUACGGUAAGCAGUGGCGCCAACUCCGCCGCAUCGCCACCGUCCACCUACUCAGCCACACACGAGUGCUCUCGUUUCGCCCGGCCAGGCAAGCAGAGGUCGCCCUUCUUGUCGCCGACAUCCGCUCCGCCGCCGCCGCCUCCCGCCCGGUCAACGUCAGCGACGUCAUCAUCGAGUUCACCAGCAACUUUAUCUGCAGAGUGGCGCUAGGGCGGACGUACAGCGAGGAAAAGGGCGAAGGGAGCAAAGUGAACAAGCUAUUUGAUGAGAUCACAGCGCUGUUGGUCGCGUUCCCGUUGCGAGACUACAUUCCAUGGCUGGGUUGGAUCGAUCGACUCAACGGAUUCGAUUACAAGGUCAAAAAGGUCGCUCUCGAGUUCGACACCUUCAUCGAGCAAGUCAUUCAAGAGCACAUUAACAUGCGAAAUAGAAACGAACGCACUCAUAACAAUGAAGAUUUGGUUGAUAUUUUGCUCUCUCUGGGGGAUGUCGAUAGCUCCGUUUCUCUCAGCCAAGAGAACAUUAAGGGCCUCAUCUUCGACAUGUUUGGUGGAGGCACAGAUACAACAUUCGCGACCAUAGAAUGGGUCAUGACGGAGCUCAUACGCCAUCCAAAUGCGAUGCGCAGAGUGCAAGAGGAGAUUCGAGGAGUCGUCGGAGCUGAAGCCAAAGAAGAGAUAAUUGGGGAGGAGAAAUUGGAAGAGAUGAAGUAUCUGAGGGCAGUGAUCAUGGAGGCUCUGAGGCUGCACCCUAUUGUACCAUUACUGCUUCCGCGAGAGGCGUCGGUGGAUACGCAACUGCAGGGGUAUCACAUUCCCAAGGGCACCAGGGUGUUGGUCAAUGCAUGGGCCUUAGGUAGGGAUCCCAAGCUGUGGGAUAAGGCUGACGAGUUUUCUCCAGAGAGGUUCCUGAACACUUGUGCUUUUGAUUUCAAGGGAAAAGACUUUCGGUACUUGCCGUUCGGCGCUGGCCGGAGAGGGUGCCCUGGCAUUGGAAUGGCUGAGGUCACCCUGGAGCUUGUCUUGGCCACCUUACUGCUUCAUUUCGACUGGGAGUUACCUGAUGGGAUGAGGGCAGAGGAGCUGGAUGCGGAUGAAGGGCAUGCAAUUGUGAUUCACAGGAAAUCCAAACUUGUCCUUGUGGCAAAGCCUUGUCGACGACACUAGCUACAUCUACAUCUUACCAUGAAUAAACACUACUCAUGGUUGAGAAGCGACCCACUGGGGUACUUGACAUGCUCGAUCUCGUUGUUUUUUAAUUUCCAUUUGGCAAGAUCAAUUACGAACAGAUCUACUGAUAUAGUUAAAUUCCAUUCUGCGUGCAACUAGUCCAAUUUAGAAAUAGUUUGUGUUUGUGAUUUACAAAGAAGUAG
Messenger RNA from Zingiber officinale, 1934 nucleotides. Its product is annotated as cytochrome P450 71A1-like. Lineage: Eukaryota; Viridiplantae; Streptophyta; Magnoliopsida; Zingiberales; Zingiberaceae. Bases 49 to 1728 code for a protein of 559 amino acids. The transcript is spliced from 2 exons. The record is from RefSeq and is a predicted model, not a curated record. Gene Ontology annotation, molecular function: oxidoreductase activity, acting on paired donors, with incorporation or reduction of molecular oxygen; iron ion binding; heme binding.